Molecule: messenger RNA, 3564 nt
Organism: Melanotaenia boesemani (Boeseman's rainbowfish)
Lineage: Eukaryota; Metazoa; Chordata; Actinopteri; Atheriniformes; Melanotaeniidae
Product: aldehyde oxidase 1-like
Molecular function (GO): iron ion binding; oxidoreductase activity; FAD binding
Source: RefSeq, a predicted model, not a curated record
UGUUCCUCUUCAAUCUCUGUUCUUCAGUUCAGCGAUGUUUGCAGCGAAGAAAGGAGACACUCUGUGCGUCUUUAUCAACGGGAAGAAGGUGACGGAGGAUCAUGCAGAUCCUGAAACCAUGUUGUUAUCCUUCCUCAGGGAAAACCUGAGGUUAACUGGAACCAAGUCUGGCUGUGGAGGUGGAGGAUGUGGGGCGUGCACAGUGAUGGUGUCACGCUACCGACCGACAACCAAAACCAUCUUCCAUUACUCAGCCAAUGCCUGCCUCCUGCCGCUCUGCCAGCUCCACGGCGCCGCCAUCACCACCGUGGAGGGCAUCGGCAACUCCAAGACCAGGAUCCACCCGGUGCAGGAGCGAAUAGCGAAGGCUCAUGGUUCCCAGUGUGGUUUCUGCACCCCGGGGAUGGUGAUGUCCAUGUAUGCUCUGCUGAGGAACAAACCCUGGCCGACCAUGGAGGACAUCACACAGGCCCUGGCUGGUAAUCUGUGUCGCUGCACCGGAUAUCGACCCAUCGUUGACGGCUGCAGGAGCUUCUGUCAGGAAAGCAGCUGCUGCCAGUCCAACGGAGACGAGAAAACCACUGAAACCAAACACGAAAAACCGCGGCUGUUUGACCAGGAAGAGUUUCUUCCUCUGGACCCGACCCAGGAUCUGAUCUUCCCUCCAGAACUGAUCCUGAUGGCAGAGACGGCGAACCAGCAGACGCUCACCUUCUGUGGGGAGAGGUCGACCUGGGUGUCCCCGGCCUCGCUGGAGGAGCUGGUCCAGCUGAAGAUCAGACACCCGACGGCGCCGCUGGUCAUGGGCAACACCAACACGGGUCCAGACAUGAAGUUUAAAGGUGUCCUCCACCCGCUGAUCAUCUCUCCCAGCAGAGUCCCGGAGCUGUUCGAGGUUUCUCUGACACCUCGUGGCGUUUGGGUCGGAGCGGGCUGCAGUCUGUCCGAGGUCCGCUGUCUGUUGGAGAAGCUGCUUCUUGAGUUCCCGGAGGAAGAAACCGAGCUGUUCAGAGCCCUGAUCCAGCAGCUGGGGAACCUGGGAAGCCAGCAGAUCCGGAACGUUGCAUCUCUUGGAGGGAAUGUUGUCAGUGCGUACCCCAACUCAGACCUGAACCCCGUCCUGGCUGCCGGGAAUGGAAGAGUCAGCGUCGUCUCUGGCGGAGGAAGACGAGAAGUUCCCCUGGAUCAGGAUUUCUUUGUGGGUUUUGGGAAAACCCUCCUGGAACCAGAAGAAGUCGUGGUCUCGGUUUUCAUUCCUUUUACAAGAAAGUGUAGUACCUUUGUUUGUCCUGCAGGGGGAAGUUUGUUUCGAGCUCUCCGUCAUGCACCAAGGAAGGAGCCUCGUUCGCUACCGUUGACGACCGGGAUGAGGGUGUGUUUCUCUGAGGGGUCCAGGGUAGUUCAGGACAUCAGCAUCUACUACGGGGGGGGACUGGGUCCGACCACCGUUAGUGCCACUAAAACCUGCAAAGCUAUCGUAGGAAGACCAUGGGAUGAAGGGACUCUCAGCCAGGCCUACAACGUCCUCCUGGAUGAGCUGGUCCUUCCUCCUUCAGCUCCUGGAGGGAAGGUUGACUUUCGUCGCUCCCUGACUCUCAGUCUUCUCUUCAAAUUCAACCUGGAGGUCCUCCAGAAGCUCAAAGAAAUGAACGUGAUCCCAGAUGAGCUUCCAGAGAAGUUGUUGCCUUUACCCGGAGAUAUCCAGCCAAGUCUGCAGGAGUUUCAGCCUGUGUCAGACAGCCAGAGCGUCCAUGACCCAGUGGGGCGUCCCAUGAUGCAUCGCUCUGCCGUCAGCCAUGCCACGGGCGAAGCCAUAUACUGCGACGACAUGCCCAGGACAGACGGAGAGCUCUUCCUGGUGCUGGUCACCAGCUCCCGAGCCCUAGCUAAGAUCAUAAACCUGGAUGUGAGCGCAGCCAUGCAGCUUCCUGGAGUUGUUGAUGUCAUCACGGCCAAAGAUAUUCCCGGGAAGAAGGAACGUGCAAUGUUCGGUUACAGUGAGGAGCUUCUUGCUGAGAAUAAGAUCCGUGAGGCCAACAUGUACACGGGGCCGUCCGCCACCCACUACAGGAUGGAGUUCAGCCCGGAGAACAUGCUGCGCUGCUGGGAGGACUGUAAGGUCCGGAGUGACUACAAUGCUCGGCGCAGAGCCGUCCACCAGUUUAACCAGCACCACCGCUGGAAGAAGAGAGGGCUGUCCAUCAUUCCCAUCAAAUACGGGGUCGCCUUCGCAGAAAGCUUCUUGAAUCAGGCUGCGGCUCUGGUCCACGUCUAUAAAGAUGGCUCUGUUCUGGUCUCUCAUGGUGGGACAGAGAUGGGUCAGGGCAUCCACACCAAAAUGCAACAGGUUGCGAGCCGGGAGCUUCACAUCCCGUCCUCUAAGAUCUACAUCAGUGAAACCAGCACCAGCACGGUUCCCAACACCUGUCCUUCAGCUGCUUCCUUUGGCACCGACGCUAACGGCAUGGCGGUCAAGAACGCCUGUGAGACUCUUUAUCAACGACUGAAGCCGAUUAGGGAGAAAAACCCCAAAGGAUCCUGGGAAACUUGGGUCAGAGCAGCUUUCUUUGAGAAGAUCAGCUUAUCGGCCACAGGAUACCACAGAGGUCCGGACCUUUACAUGGACUGGGACAAGAUGGAGGGCCAGCCCUACGCCUACUUCGUGUUUGGAGUGUGUUGCUCUGAGGUGGAGCUGGACUGCCUCACAGGAGACUACAGGACGGUGAGGACGGACAUCGUGGUCGACAUCGGCAGAAGCGUGAAUCCGUCUGUGGACAUCGGCCAGGUGGAAGGAGCAUUCAUGCAGGGUUUGGGACUUUACACUCUGGAGGAGUUGAAGUUUUCCCCUUCUGGGCUCCUGUACACUCGAGGUCCAUCUCAGUACAAGAUUCCAGCCAUCUGUGACGUGCCGCUUCGGCUCAACGUCUAUCUGCUGCCAAAUUCACACAACCCCCACGCCAUCUACUCCUCAAAAGGGAUCGGAGAACCCGUCCUCUUCCUCGGCAGCUCCGUGUUCUUUGCCAUUAAAGAUGCAGCGGCGGCGGCUCGAUCAGAGUCCGGUCUCAUUGGCCCGUUUUCUCUAGACAGCCCUGCGACUCCGGAGAAGGCCUGCCUGGCCUGCGCCUCGCCGUUCAUUCAGAAGAUUCCAGCCAGUGAACCAGGAUCCUUUAAACCAUGGGCCUUAAACAUCUGAAACUGGCUCAGACUUACUCUAAACUAAUCUUUACUAACUAAAGUAGUUAUUUUAGACUUUAAUCCUGAUUAUUCAACCACUACAUGAAUCUUUACAUGCAAUAUGUCUUAAAUACUUAAAUAAUGAAUAGUUUUAUAAUUUUCAUGCUUUCAUAUUUGGGCAUAUUUUCUAUUCAGCAAGAGUACUGAUAGUAAAAUCUUUAUAAUCAUCACAGCUAACAGAUUGACAUCUUGUGUGUUGAUGCUCGUGCUUAAUGUCUGUAUUUUAUCACCUGACUGUUAAUGAGAAAACAUAACUCUGUUUUAUAAAAUGUUUUGUGAUUGAACAGAAACUGGAGCGAAAGUAAAAAUGAAUAAACUUGUGAAUCUGGA